UACUCGCUGCAGACGAUGGCUGUUAUAGUUGUUUCCUUUUUCUAUUCUCUUUUGGGUUCCUCUACUCGUUCAACUCUCUCUAAACUAAGUCCUUUUCCGAUCUUUCCUCUCUCUCUUGCUUACCCUCUCAGUUCUAGACGGCGAUUGCGCAUGGCGCAUACUGUUGCUCAGGCCACUCUUGGCCUUACUAAGCCUGCUCAUGUCGAGGUCCCCAAGAUCGAUUUUGCCGUGAAAGAGAUCGAUUUGGUGGAAUGGAAAGGAGACAUUCUUGCCGUCGGUGUCUCAGAGAAAGACAUGUCCAAGGAUGAGAACUGUAAAUUUGAGAACUCGAUUUUGAAAAAGUUGGAUACCCAUUUGGGUGGUCUGUUAGCCGAAGUAUCGGCGGAGGAGGAUUUCACUGGGAAAGCUGGGCAGUCAACGGUUCAUAGGCUUCCGGGUUUAGGUUCUAAGAGGAUCUGUUUGAUUGGGCUUGGCCAGUGCACCCCAUCCUCGUCUGCUAGUGUUUACAGGGGCCUUGGUGAGGCUGUUGCGGCUGCUGUCAAGACUGCCCAAGCAAGUAAUGUGGCUAUUACCCUUGCUUCCUCUGAAGGGCUCUCUGCUGAUUCAAAGCUUACUAUUGCUUCGGCGAUAACUUCGGGAACUGUGCUGGGAAUUUUCGAAGAUAUUAGAUUUAAGUCAGAGUCGAAGAAGGCUUCUUUGAAGUCGGUUGAUAUUAUUGGUCUGGGAUCUGGACCCGAAUUAGAGAAGCAUCUCAAGUACGCUGGUGAUGUUUGUUCUGGAGUAAUUUUUGGAAGAGAGCUCGUUAAUGCACCUCCUAAUGUACUUACCCCUGGUGUACUGGCUGAAGAGGCUUGCAAAAUUGCUUCCAUGCAUAGUGAUGUUCUUACUGCAAACAUAUUGGAUGUGGAGAAGUGCAAAGAGUUGAAAAUGGGUUCUUAUUUGGGUGUUGCUGCUGCUUCUGCUAAUCCUCCUCAUUUUAUCCAUUUAUGUUACAAACCUGUAACUGGGCCUGUCAAAGCCAAAUUGGGGUUAGUUGGAAAGGGUUUAACUUUUGACAGUGGUGGCUACAACAUCAAGACGGGACCAGGCUGCAUGAUUGAGCUCAUGAAAUUUGACAUGGGAGGUUCAGCAGCAGUUCUAGGUGCAGCAAAAGCUAUUGGUGAAAUCAAACCUCCAGGAGUAGAGGUACAUUUCAUUGUUGCAGCUUGUGAGAACAUGAUAAGUGGUACAGGAAUGAGACCUGGGGACAUCCUUACAGCUUCAAAUGGGAAAACAAUUGAGGUCAAUAAUACUGAUGCUGAAGGCAGACUUACCCUUGCAGAUGCAUUGGUUUAUGCUUGCAACCAAGGUGUAGAGAAGAUAGUCGAUCUGGCAACGUUGACUGGGGCUUGUAUAAUUGCACUUGGGCCCACUAUUGCAGGAGUCUUUACACCAAGUGAUGACCUGGCAAAGGAGGUUUUAGCUGCUUCAGAGGUUGCUGGGGAGAAGCUCUGGCGAAUGCCAUUGGAGGACAGCUAUUGGGAAUCCAUGAAAUCAGGGGUUGCUGAUAUGGUGAACACAGGCGGUCGUCCAGGUGGUUCUAUCACUGCUGCUCUCUUCUUGAAACAGUUUGUGGAUGAGAAAGUCCAAUGGAUGCAUAUCGACAUGGCUGGCCCUGUUUGGAAUGACAAGAAAAAGUGUGCAACUGGGUUUGGCGUUUCAACUCUGGUGGAAUGGGUUCUGAAGAACUCUGCUUAGCCUGGGUUAAAGAUCGCUAAUCCAGAUAUGUGUAUGGUUCAAAGGGGCAUGAGAAUGGUUCAAGUAAAAGAUGGAUGGAUUGGAAGAAUACGAGGAGAAAUCUUGGGAUAAUGGAUGGUGUGAUUUUGAGCUUACACUGAUAAAUAAUUGCUCUCAAUGUUCUUCAUGUAGCUGUCUAUUUUGAAACAUUUGAGCGUCUUUGCUCCUAUUUGGGAAUAAAAUUUUGGAGUGAAGGUUUU
Telopea speciosissima is the source of this 1976-nucleotide messenger RNA. Its product is annotated as leucine aminopeptidase 1-like. NCBI's taxonomy places the organism in Eukaryota, Viridiplantae, Streptophyta, Magnoliopsida, Proteales, Proteaceae. The record is from RefSeq and is a predicted model, not a curated record. Gene Ontology annotation, cellular component: cytoplasm. The coding region runs from base 16 to 1737 and encodes 573 amino acids. Gene Ontology annotation, biological process: proteolysis. Gene Ontology annotation, molecular function: metalloaminopeptidase activity; manganese ion binding. The transcript has 10 exons.